GCGCGGUCUCACGAUCGUGCUGCACGGGCUGACGUGAAAACGUCACAGCGAAGCGAAACCUGAUCGUACGCAGCAGGUGUGGUCGAACGAGCGCCAUCACGUCUCCGAGUAUCGACUGACAACAAACAAAGUCACCUGUCUGCGUGUCCUGAAUUUAAGGGUACCAUAUCCAGCAGACCUUGCGCAAUGAUGUCGCCAGUGUGAUCUUCUGGGAAGUAGGAUGUUUGCAAACAGAAGCUUUGCAGUUGCCAUUUUUCGUCAAUGAAAUGCACCGUCAGGAAGAGGAUGAAGGUAAAAAUAUGAGCAAAGAAAAUGUCAGGGAAAGGAAGCAAGCAACAGCAAAGACAGUUUCACCAAACAGAGCUAUAUUUCCAGGUCCCCAACACAUGCUAUCCCAUUGUCUAUUCUCCAGAAUACAAUAUUACUUUUAUGGGCUUAGAAAAACUUCAUCCCUUUGAUGCAGGGAAAUGGGGGAAAGUUAUCAACUUUUUAAAAGAGAAACAUCUAAUAACUGAUGACAAUAUAGUUAAGGCUCGAGAAGCUACAGAGGAGGAUUUGCUGGUUGUACACACCAGGGGAUAUCUUAACAAGCUGAAGUGGUCCAUCGUGGUGGCUACAAUCACAGAGAUUCCACCUCUACUGCUUCUCCCAAAUUUUCUGGUUCAAAGGAAAGUACUUCGGCCCUUGCGGACACAGACAGGAGGAACAAUCAUGGCGGGCAAGCUAGCUAUCGAAAGAGGAUGGGCAAUCAAUGUUGGAGGUGGCUUUCAUCAUUGUUCCAGUGACAAAGGUGGGGGCUUUUGUGCAUAUGCCGAUAUCACAUUAGCCAUCAAGUUCUUGUUUGAGAGGGUCGAAGGAAUAUCCAAAGCAACAAUUGUUGAUCUAGAUGCACACCAGGGGAAUGGCCAUGAAAGAGACUUUAUGGAUGACUCUCGAGUUUACAUUAUGGAUGUCUAUAACAGAUACAUAUAUCCAGGAGAUGGAUUUGCAAAACGAGCAAUAAAAAGAAAGAUUGAACUGGACUGGGGCACAGAGGACCAGGAAUACCUUGAGAAGGUAGACAUGCAUGUGCAGGGAGCACUAAAUGAAGUUCGACCUGAUAUACUAAUUUACAAUGCAGGCACUGACAUCUUGGAUGGUGACCCCCUUGGGGGCUUGGCAAUUUCUGCACAGGGAAUUGUUAAAAGGGAUGAAAUAAUCUUCAAAGCUGCAAGAGAGAGGAAUAUCCCAAUUCUCAUGGUAACAUCUGGUGGCUAUCAGAAGAGGACUGCCAGGAUAAUUGCUGAUUCUAUUAUCAACUUGCAUAAUCUAGGUCUCGUGGACUGUAAUGCAGCUAGCAGUGAAGCUGGGCCCUCUCGUGUCUCUCUGCUGAUGAAUGCACCCUUGUUAGCAGCCACACAGUUGUCAUCCCACUGACCAUCAGCUCAUUGAUGAAUAGCAACCUCUAAGUUCUAACACUUAAAGUUCUGUUCAGUUUAAUACCAACGUAGCAGAAACGUAUUUUGUGACUGCUCAUACUUGUUUGUGAAAGUAUCUUAGUUACAGUUUGCUAUGCAGUAACAGAUGUAUACCUUGCCCUUUUUCACAUUUCUGGAUCAGUUCAACACACUUAUCUUAAUUUUCUUCUGGAUGAUGUCAAGUAUUCUUUACUCUGUGACCCUUACGGAUUGAAUAAUAAUUUUCAUCUAACCUUUCUAAGGUGUAUUGUACUUCUUCCUAAACUACAUAACAAUUGAUAUUUAAAUCAACUUAUCUGUUCACUGGCUCUGGGUGCACUGACUUGUUUUGAUUGAUGUUUACUUGUGGUUCUCAGAUUAGUUUUAAUGCUGAGUGUAUCAUAAUAUGAUAGAGUGUACUGUCAUUAAAAUAAUUUUAAACUACAA
This is a messenger RNA of Polypterus senegalus (gray bichir), 1883 nucleotides long. RefSeq names its product histone deacetylase 11 (gene hdac11). Gene Ontology annotation, molecular function: histone deacetylase activity. Lineage: Eukaryota; Metazoa; Chordata; Cladistia; Polypteriformes; Polypteridae. The record is from RefSeq and is a predicted model, not a curated record. The coding region runs from base 313 to 1416 and encodes 367 amino acids. The transcript is spliced from 12 exons.